Molecule: messenger RNA, 2136 nt
Organism: Bicyclus anynana (squinting bush brown)
Lineage: Eukaryota; Metazoa; Arthropoda; Insecta; Lepidoptera; Nymphalidae
Product: WD repeat-containing protein 43
Exons: 11
Coding region: 34-1791 (585 amino acids)
Biological process (GO): maturation of SSU-rRNA from tricistronic rRNA transcript (SSU-rRNA, 5.8S rRNA, LSU-rRNA)
Cellular component (GO): nucleolus
Molecular function (GO): protein binding
Source: RefSeq, a predicted model, not a curated record
AAAUCAUCAGUCAUUGUCAAAACUUUAGAAAACAUGGCUGAGGCCGCCUUUUCGGAGGACGGAAAAUAUUAUUCAAUAAUCAGUCAAGACGGUAGAUUAAGAAUAUGGGACACAGAAACGAAUGUCCUCAAACAGGAAUACACACCAGACCUGCAUUUAACAUCACCACCAUCUUGUUUACAAUGGAUAAGCGUCAGUUUAAAUGCCAGUCCACAAAAAGGUGCCCGUAGAAAAUCCAUAAGUGAACCAGAACAAUAUUGCAUAGCAUUAGGAACGUCUAAUGGAAACAUCCUCAUAUAUUCUAUAAGUGAAGCUAAAGUGGAAACAGUUUUAAACCAGAAAGACAACAACAGCAAAAUGGUAGCCUUGGAUUGGCAUAGAAAGUAUGGCCUCUUCAGUUGCACCGCAAACAGUGUUGUACAAGAAUGGGAUUUACAGAGUGGGAAGACUAGGAAUAAGUAUAAUGUCAAAGUUGUCGCUGCAAAUAAACAAGGAAGCAAGAUUAGCGCUAUAAGGAUAGUACCACACAAUCAAGACACACCAGCAAAGUUUCUUAUCACAGCAUCAUGGCAGAUCAAAUUGUGGCGUCUACAUAACUCCAUCGCAGUUGUUGUGAAAAGUUUGGGACACAACGCAGCGCCCAGGGCUCUGUUGACUGUCAGCACAGUGAAUAAGUCUUGCUGGCUCAUUGAAGGCUCCCAAACAGAAAGGCUUCUAUCAUUCUGGGACGUAACAAUAACAGAAGACUUAAAUCAAACGAACCAACAAAAUGGCGACGAAGUGACACCCAGUAAAAGACAAAGGAAGAAAUCUACAUCCACACCAGCAUACAACUUCGUUCUAGAAGAUGCUCCAAAGUUAAUACACCUCAAUAUGACGCAAGAGGAAAACAGUACAAAGCUAAAUUUGGCAGCUGCAACCAGGAGUGGGGUUGUACAUUAUUACGGACUUACUUUAAAUGGUGAAUCAGUGAAGCCAAUAAAGCCAUCUCUGACCAUCCAAGUGACAACAGAAGACGCCCAGCCGCUGCCCCUGCAGUGUUGCUGGGUGCCCCCCGCCGGAGACCUGCUCCUGGGCUAUACCAGUGGCCCAGCACUGGUGUUUGAGAGACUUGUACCAGAUGUGAAAACAAAAACGCAAGUCCUCAUACGUGGUGAGCGUAAAGCAAAGGAGAGAAGUACAAAGAAACAGAAGGACGUGGCUACAACAGGUCACAAGGACGUCAACUAUGUGGAACCCAUCGGCGGGGUCAGCAGAAAGCGAACAACGCCGGGCGAACCAGUGGAAGUGUCAAUGGAGGCUCGUCUGGAGAACCUGACUGUGGACAUCAAGAGUCGGAGCCGGGCAGCGGUUAGCCACAACCUCACCAAGCUGCUGAUGCAGGGCCUGCACUCCAAGGACAAAGGGAUAAUACUAACGGUGCUGCAGAGAGACGAGCCCGCGGUAGCAGCUAACACAGUGGCCCACCUGCCCGCUGACUACGUGCCGCUACUGCUGGACCAGCUAGUGGACAUGGCUACCAGACGGACUAACCUAUGCGCGGCGGUAUGCACGUGGCUGGAUGCGGUACUACGUUCGCACGCCGCCUUACUACUGGCCAGCGUCAACAGUAGAACAGCGGACCGGCUGUCACAUCUGCUGGCUAUAUUCACUCACAGGAGGUCCCAUCUAUGCCAGCUGCUGAACCUUAAGGGUCGGAUAGACCUCACGGUGACGCAGCGCAGUGCGGCCGGGGAACAUGUGGAGCUACAGCCCGUGUUGGACUAUAACGGUAACUUUUGCUGCUUAUAGCCCGCUAAUGUAUGAGGUCACAUAUAUGCCUGCUGGACCUCAAGGGUCGGAUAGACCUCACGGUGACGCAGCGCAGUGCGGCCGGGGAACAUGUGGAGCUACAGCCCGUGUUGGACUAUAACGAUUCGUCAUCCGACUCGGAGCCCGAAGUCGGCGUAUACCAGUCGGACAGCGAGCACUCGUGGGCGGACGAUGCGGACGGAACGGACGCAGUGGACGGGAUGGACGCGGACGGUACGGACGGCGUGGACCGGAUGGACGCGGACGGGACGGACGGCAGCGACACGCACAGCGAUAUGUCGGACGACCAGGCGACAGAUUGAUUAAAUGUGUAUAAUAUUUUCA